Molecule: messenger RNA, 792 nt
Organism: Schistosoma margrebowiei
Lineage: Eukaryota; Metazoa; Platyhelminthes; Trematoda; Strigeidida; Schistosomatidae
Source: the annotation of a GenBank genome assembly
AUGCUGAACCGAUGGGCGAUUCUGAUGGUAACGCUGUUUACCUACUACCUGACAUGUCAUUGUGUGUCAACCUGGCUGAUACGCAGUGGUGAACCUGUCCAACAACGCACUGAUUUCCCUUUCAUUGCACUUUUGAUGACACAUGCAUCCAUGUGCACAGGCUCAUUAGUUUCGACAAGGGCGGUACUCACGGCCGGUCAUUGCGUUUGUGGAGAGACACCAAUCGUUCGGAUUUCGUUCCUAUCACUGAGCGAGUUUGAGCAGAGAACUAUUAAUCAUCAACCUUCUGAAAUUAAAGUUGCACCAGAUUACUAUCCUGUUUGUCAGUUGAAACGAGAAAAUAAACGCAUUACGAAGUCACUUAGUGGUUAUGAUAUGGCAAUUAUAACACUCACUAAUUCGGUCAACCUGGAGACUGGGAUUAAAGUAGUCAGUCUGGCAACUGAAUCGGAUAUACCUAUACCAGAAAGUAUUGUUUAUAUGGUAGGUUAUGGACAGGAUGUUAAGGAUUCUGAUCCGGCCGGUCGAAAUGGUGGAAUUUUAAAAAAAGGUAGCUCUACUGUCAUGGCAUGCAGACACAAAACGUACGGAAAUCCUAUUUGUGUCAAACCUGGUCCAAACUCAAAGCAAAUAGCUGGUCCAGGUGACAGUGGUGGACCUCUUCUUUUCUCUCCUCAAGGUCCAAUUAUCGGAGUGGCGUCAAGUGGCGUAGUCCUUUCGUCUCUUGCUGAUCUAUGCGUUGAGUAUUCUAGUGUGGCAAGAAUGCUUAAAUUUAUACUAUUCAAUAUUUGA